Molecule: messenger RNA, 291 nt
Organism: Ilex paraguariensis (yerba mate)
Lineage: Eukaryota; Viridiplantae; Streptophyta; Magnoliopsida; Aquifoliales; Aquifoliaceae
Source: the annotation of a GenBank genome assembly
AUGCUGGAGAUUCCAUGUGGUGCUAUGAAGGCAAUAAUAUAUGUUGUUGAUUCAAGCGACACUGAUAGGCUGGUAAUUGCUAAGGAGGAGUUUCAUGCAAUCUUGGAGGAGGAAGAGUUAAAAGGUGCUGUUGUACUUAUUUUUGCAAACAAACAGGAUCUUCCUGGUGCACUUGAUGAUGCUGCGGUAGCGGAGGCAUUAGAGUUGCACAAGAUUAAAAACCGUCAAUGGGCUAUUUUUAAAACCUCUGCCCUUAAAGGAGAAGGUCUCUUUGAGGGCUUGGACUGGUAA